AGAUAUUUGCUAAAUCGCCGACGAUUCGAUCGUUCGUCCCUCGGUAUCGUUGUCACGCCGCUGUUCCGCCGACGUGAUAUCUCGUUGUCACGGAUUCGGCGAGGGAGAUGCUGGUGAAUCUGUUUUGCAAUCUGUUUCCACCGUGACGAUUCGUCGAGCCUCUUCGUCUCGACUCUGGUGAUACUUUCCGAGUUGCUCGUCGUAACCAUUCUGGCGGGUUCUGCGUAGAUUUUCUAGCGCAAGGCGCCACCGCUGCUACGCCAGUUCGUUUGUCUCAAAAAACAAAGCUCGUCGUAUGCGCGUAUUGGCUUUUUGCGAAGAUAUAGUAAAGAAUAACAAGCACGCUGCUUGGUAAGCUGUAGCGAUUUCCGAUUUCUACGAGCAACGAUUAGAAGCGCUGGAAUUUCGGGUUCAGUGCCAAAACCGCGAAAGUGCGAGGUUGUUAACGCGGAAGGGAAAGUUGCAGUGUAUUUCCAGUGACGUAUUACUUUGAAAGUAUUCGUAGAUAAAAUGGAAAUCGGUCGAAUAAUAUUAAUAUAUCGUCGUACACGAACGUACAUGUAGGACGGAUCCUUUCGAAUCGAUAGAUCGAAAAAUAUCCGGUGAAUCGUCGGUGAAAUAGCGAGUAUUGCAUUUCGAGCAACUCGACCGCGAAUCGUGCGCCGAAUGAAAUUUGCUUCUUCGUCCGAUGUGAAAACGCCAGUCGAUUUUCGUGUGCUCUCGUCCGGUACAAAGAGAUUACGGCCACGGUGGUAUACAACGGCAUAGUGCGUUGUACGAUAAAUACAUUAAUAAUAAUAAUCAGCUAUCGCUAGGAAAAUAAUGCCGCGGUGAAAGCGUGGAAAACGUAGAGCGUCAAAAACGUGGAUCGCGCGAUUUCAUUUUUACCAGCAACUAUAUCCUUUCGAAAACGUUUUCAAAUAUUCGUUCUACGACGUAGAAUCGCGGCGACAACCGUAGGAGAAUAAGUCACGAUACAAUUUCAUCAGCGAUCGUGUUUAAACGUUCGCGGAAGAUGGCGCGUUCGGCUUGACCUAGCACGAUACGUUUCUACUUUCCAUCGGCUCGUACUGCGCGAUUGCGAAGGAAUGCAAUUAUCGAAAACAUUGCCGAGCAAUGUUGCAACCAAACAUUGCGUACACAUUGGAACAACAACGGUGUACGAGCUUGGCGUACCAAUCAAAAGUAAGUGCGCGCGUGUGGUUCGUGUGUGUAUACAUGUGCCAUCAUCCGCGUGAGCGAUAAGCGGGAGAGAAGAGGACUCGGGCCAACAGAAGCCGGAACCGAAAAAUGGAUGCGACGUCACUGCGACUCAUUUCCGGACUGCUUUUGUUCGCCUACACCGCGUCACACUUUAGUCAUGCGAACAACGGACCCAACUACUACGGCAAAUUAAUCGGCUCGUUGAAGAACUACGCACAUGGAAUCAAAGGAGACGUGUACGCCGUGGACGACACGACGAUAUUCAUAAAAGGAUUCUGUUACGAUGGUACCGGACCGGACGCGUACUUCUGGGUGGGCAAUAGCUCCACGCCCACCCCACAGGGUUACAUCGUCCCGUAUCCGGAAAUAAAGGAGGGAAGUGACCCGGUGGUGCUCAAAUUGUACAACUAUACGGACAUCAUUCUGAAGCUGCCUAACGGGAAACGGAUACGGGACAUCAAAUGGCUGAGCGUUUGGUGUCGUCGAUUUACCGUGAACUUCGGAGACGUUUUCAUCCCGGCGAACCUGAAAGCGCCGAAGGCCAGAGUGCUGCCUGAAUUCUCGAGGUUGGCGCACGGCCUCCGCAGCGGCAACAUCACCAUCUUAGAUUGCAAAACUAUCUACAUCCCGAAUCUGCAUUACGACGGCGCCGGUCCUGACGCUUAUUUCUGGGUUGGAAACGGCUCGGAGCCCAACACGUUUGGCAUCAAAGUACCAAGCGAGAGACAAAGCUUGGCGCCAUUAAGUGGUUAUCAAGGAGCGGACAUAGAAAUCGUUCUGCCGGCUAACUUGACCGUGCACGACAUCGACUGGCUGUCGGUUUGGUGCGUUCAGUUUAAGCACAACUUUGGACACGUUAUGAUCCCGAAGGACCUCGACGUUCCACCGGCUCUUGGACAGACAAAGAUCGCGCCGCCUUGGUGGUACGAUCCUACAAGCAGCACGCCACCACCACCGGACAAGGAAACGCCGCCUCUGUCGAAACUCGAGUUGACCAACUGCAAAGAAAUAAUGGAGGGCCGUGUGCAGGUUCAAUGGGAGAUGAUAGGAGACGAUAUCCAGAUCAGAGUGUCCGGCCGGAUCAACGAGGACCAGUACGUCGCGUUCGGUUUAUCCGGUCGCGAAGGGAAGCCCGAAAUGAUCGGUGGCGACGUGGUUGUAGUCGCUUACGACAACAGGACCGGUAAAUUCAUCGCGGUCGACUAUUAUUUGUCGGAUUACGCUCAAUGCGACGGCAAGAAGGGUGUGUGUCCCGAUGAAAGGGUCGGAGGGAAGAACGACGCCGUUCUUGUGCACGGAGAACGAAAGAACGGCGUAACGACAGUUACUUAUAUGAGACCUAUGAGUACAAACGAGCCGGUAAAGGACAGAAUGAUCCCGAACACAGAAACGAGCGUAAUCGCGGCGAUAGGACCUCUGAAUAUGAGAGGAGAAGCCAAUGCUCAUCACAGCUUCGACAGGACGAACGAGGACAUUCGUAUUGAUUUUACGUCGAGGAACGUGCACGAGUGUACAAAUUCCCUCUACAACCUCCCGGACAUGUCUGACAUCGAACCCUGGCCAGCAGCCGUAAUCACCAACGAAACUACCUUCAGCGCGAGGAUCGGACCUGCUGGUGGGAAAAGAGGAUACACGAGGAUCACAGGACAACCUGCUUGGGGAAUCGCGUGGUACAUCAACGACUUGCUGAUCCCUGAAAUCACAGUGGAGAGAGGACAGACGUACACGUUCAUAGUCGAAGGUGGGAACGAUCCGGCUAAUCCAGCAAGGUACCAUCCAUUUUAUAUCACCGACAGUCCAGAGGGUGGAUUCGGUCAAAAGACCGAGACAGAGCAAAGGGCACAGAGAGUGUUUGCUGGAGUGAAAUACGACACGGACGGAUAUCCUUAUCCCACGGCGGCUGGUCGCUACUGCGAAUGGGUUCACAAGACGGUAGACAUGAGCGCGGAUAUGGAAACUUUUGAGAAUUUCUUUGAAACCCUUAGACUAGAGUGUGACAAGGGUGAGCCCGCUAAACUUGUUUGGACCGUGGCCGAAGAUACUCCGGAUUUGGUCUAUUAUCAGUGUUACACGCACAAUAACCUGGGCUGGAAGAUAAACGUUGUCAACAGCGCACACGCGGUCAUGCCGUUACUGUCGAUGGUUACAACGACGUUCGUCGUCGGUAUGUUACAAUUCAUAAGAUGAAUUAACCCUUAAAUAUUGCCUAAAACAUACGCGGCAAGUUACGACCGUUCGUGCGAUCGCGAGGAUAGAUCUGAAACAAAACGAGACGAAGGGAAAGGUAAAUUCGGAUUCGAAUGAAACUCGCGUAGAUAACGAGAGUGAUAAAACAAAAACAAAAAAAGGCGAUUGUUAAAAUCCGCUGAACACGAUACAAGGUUGUAAGAAAGUACUUAGCCCGUAAGGUUUAAUCGUACGUAAAAGAUUAGCAGAAUAUUUUUAAGAUCUCUAUCAGAUUCAAUAUUUCAUAUUAUACUAUAUAUAUAUGUAUAUGUAUAUUUAUAUAUACACAUAUAUAUAUAUAAUUAUAUAUAUUAUAUACAUACAUACAUACACGUAUUAACACGGCACUUGAGGAGAACGAGAUUCGAGGUGAUUUUUAACGUUUAAGAAUUUAAGAGACUACUUAGGAAAAGGAGAGCGAGAAUAAUUUCUGACAAUAAUAAUAAUUCGGGAGCGGGGUAUAAACGUGGAUAAUUUCUGACAAUAAACUGUAUUGUGAAACUUGUAUUGUUUAUCGUGGGUACAGGGAGGGAUAUUAUAAUUUAUCGAGCGGAAUCGAUCGGUGUAGAUCGAUGCGUAUAUCGGUGAUAAACGAAAGAAUGGGGAAAGUAUCCGUGGUACAUGUACAAUGUAAAUUUUGCACAAAGCUAUAGUUGAGUAUAAUGUAACAUUAAAGAUCGAGUAGUACUUAAGAUAUACAUUUAUAAAUGCUGUCGACUUGACAAUAAUACGUAGGGUAGUAAACGAUGAAGGAAUCGCUGAAGAAAAAAAAAACGGGAGAAUAUGUACAAGGUAACGUCAAACAUUAUGUAAUUUAAGGGUGAUACAGUUGCAAACUAUCCCCUAUACGUGUAACAAUGCUAUAAUAUGUACAUACUAUAGAGUGGACCUUCCUAAAACGGAAUGAAAGUAUAAAAUGUGCCUUGGGUACAGAUAAUGAACUUCUCUAAUUACACGAAUUAGGAACCACUCGGACAAGAGAUACCCUGUAGUACUUAGGAGCUGGUUUCUUGCGCGUUGAACGUAUCCGUACGUGGUCAAUUCGUAGAACCGAAUAUCAACGUUGAUGUUUCGUUUCGCAAGGGUAUACCGAGUGAAACGGUUUAGUCUGUUUUAACUGGUGAAUCCGAUCGAAAUCAAUUCACAAAGACGUAACGACGAGCGAACAGGUAGCGUGAUACGUGCAAGGAAUGAGAUGUCGUGCAACCAAGAAAUCAGAAAAAUACAUAAUCACUCUAGAAACGUAGAGAUUAACGAGGUAGCAAAAAGAAAAAACGAUAUAUCUCUCCCUCUUUUUAAACGUGAAUGAUAAAAACUAUGCAGUGUCCAGAUUCUAAGUAACGGGGUGUCCUCAAAAUUGCCAGCAACCAACAAAAUUCUUUGCAAUUCCGAUUGCUUAACGCACGAAGACCAGCCUGUAUUUAAUUACAUAUGCAUUCAUACCUAACAUAAACAUUAUAUAUAUAUAUAUACAUACACAAAAACACACACACGCACACACAGAUAUAUAUAUAUAUACAUAUUAAACAUACAUACAUUAUACGAGGUACUACAUGCAUAAAUAUGAAAGAAAAUUCGGAAAUUUACAUCGUUUAGCUGUCAACGUUGUCCAGUUUGUAUUCGUUCGCGCUUAUCAAUCGCGAUAACCAAAAAUGACAAUGACAAUGACAAUGACAAUUGGACAAAUACCUAGCACAACAGUUUAUACCGUUCAGCUCUACCUUCGAUUUGCGAUAGAUCGAAGGAUCGGCUCCUCUUCGAGCAACACGUGUAAACAAGCAACGAAUACGCACGUUGGACAUCGUUGCGCGAGCUUUUAAGCGAGAUGCGUCAAAGAAACGAGAGUGUCAAGUAAGGAUACUACGUAUUACACGCGUUUGUAAAGUUAAUUAAGCGACCAUAAGGCGAAGCCGAAGAUUCGGUUGAUCGCCGUGUCGAUUCAACGCGUCUGGAUUGCAGUAUCUCCAGCGAUGCUCGACGGCGAUCCUCCAGAGAAUACCAUACGAUUCCACAUGAUUUUCUUCGGGUCUGUACACCUUAGAAUAACGCAUCCUCGUCGCCAUUUUCGUUCUUCUUCCUCGUCUCACUGCUUUUCUUCGUCCCUUCUCCCUUAUCGUAUCUGUUAUUCUUCUUUCUAAGCGAGUCCUUCGAGAGAGCGAGGCGGAUUGUAGCAUGUAAGCGGAUAUAAAACUCCUACUUCUGUGAACGACAAUAAUAUGAUACCGACUUGCCGGAUCGGAAAUUCAGCAGUGGGGCUGCUCCGAUGAAUCCAGCGAUUUACGCGCGAGCCGCAAGCGAAAGGAACGUUCCGAAAGACGCCGGACUCGACGAAACUUGCUGUCCCGCGUUUCCUGCUUUUACUCGAGACAAUAAACGAGCUGUUGAAACCGUAAGGGUCGAUCGUUCGUUCGCCAAUGUUACUCGGACAAUAACGCGAUUAAUCGCGACCAAAGAGUUCUAUAUUUUAUGCAGGGGAUGGUAAAACGUAUCUCGAUCGCGACGAUCGAAAGUAACGCUUGACGAUAUUCGUGGAUACGGUUUACCGUUCUAAAUUUUGAAAUUCCGACAAUAAUCACGCUCGAUCCUUUCAAGUACAAACGUCCGAUAAUAAUCGAUCGCGUUUGUCGGUUAUUAGAUCGGACAACGGAUACGGUCAUUCGUGAAAGGAAUGGCCGCGCGAAGAGAACGCUCGGUCGUAGGACAGCAGACGCCAUUCGUUAGAAGACAAAUAUGUAUCUGUACGGAUCAAUUAUUCGAGGUGUAAGUGUAGAAAAAGAGAACUUAAACGGCGCACAGUUCCGCCGGCAUUAAGCUACUAGCUGUAAACGAGUGUACAGAACGAACGAAAGUUUUAGAUAGGAAUGUAAAGAUCUUCUCUUUUUAAUAAUCUCGUCUCUCCUCUCCUCUCCUCUCCUCUCCUCUCCUCUCUUUUUCUCUCUGUCCGUCUCUUUCGUGUAUAUGUGCACUUUCUACGCCACUAUUUCUCUCUCUUUGUCUCUCGUUUUCACUUUGUCCCGUAGAAUAUUCACGGAGCAGCCCGAGCGAUGUCCCUCAAGUUGUUAGCAGUUAAGGAGAGAGAGAAAAAAAAAAAAAAAGAAAAAAACGAUAGUUUAGAAGUUAAGCGAAAACCUUCUUUUCUCGCCGUAUCCAAGUGUAAUUUAAAAACGAUGUAAGAAGAAAACAUGAAAAGCGAAGAAAAGAGAAGAUGAAAAUGUAGGAGCGUCGAAGACGAUCGUACGAUCGAUCGGCCGUCGUUCGGAUCGACGAAACGAUGGCUUGGUUUCCAAUGUACGACGUUCGAAGCGUGAAUUUCGAAUCGUUAGCGAUUAUCUUAUAGCAGGUAAACACGUUUACAUUUUGUGUCUCUCGUAUCGUAGUUCAAAUAGCGUUUUACUCGUGUAACUUUCCUUCCAUAAGCGUCGAUCCUCUCGUGAAAAUCGACGAAUCCAAGAAUCGAUUAACUCGAGGAAUUUAAGCGAAAAAGAAGAACCUAAGAGAUCGGUAGAAUCUGAUUCUAUACCGUUCGAUAUAUAGCGCUCAAUUCGUAUUCAAGCACGUUCCUCCUUGUGUAAUCCUUUCUUGGCCGAUAGUUUCGACAAACUUCUCUAUUUGUUAUACCCAGUUUUUUCCUUCUACUAUACCCGCUCACAUAUCCCUACGAACAUAUCCCUAAUGUAAGGCUCGAAAGGUUCGAGACGAAACGUUCUCGAUCAGCGUUUUAUUCGACGAAAGAAAAGACAACAGCGGACUGUCGUUUGAAUCGGAACGUAAGGAAAUUAGGUGGAAAUUGUCGAGAGUCAUUCGAGAUCGGCGUUUGUGUCUCUGAUUUUUCGCAAAUGCCGUCUCAGGGAUAUCUCGAACGAUCGGACGAAGAAAUAAGAAAGAAAAGAAUCGAGAUCGAUCGGAAUUGAUAAUGGGAAAGAUCGAGCGAGUGGCAAACGAACCGUAGAGAUAAGUAAAGAAGAACGUUCGAACUAGCGAUUUUAAUAGCGUCGAUCAAUCGAACGGAUGUAUAACACUGUCAAUAUGUAUGUAACGACAAAGGUCUUCUUGUUUCAACGAUGUAUCGCGAAGAGAACUGGAAGGCUUUUAAAAGUGGAUAUCUUUGUGAAUCUUAUCCUUGUCGUAGAAUAUAUUUUCACACUUAAGAACACGGCGUCGAGAGCGAGAGAAAAAAAGGGAGAAACGGUAUAUCGGUGCUUCGGCUCUUUGCGCUCUUGUGAAACAGUCUGCUCUCUUGCUUUCGCUGAUAAAGUACGUCUACGCGUGUGACGUACGUGUAAAGAAGAAACGAAAGAUAGAGGACGCGUACGGGUAUCGAGUUUAAGAGUAGCAAAACAUUCAGAAGGAUUUUAUUCGCCAGCGCGAUACGAACAACGUACAAAGUGGUGUCGAUAAGAAAGAAUUGAUUUAUUGCGAUAGACCGUCCUCAGUUGUGUUUAACAAAUUCUAAGGAUCUAUAUUUUUGAACGACGAGUAUCAUUGGGCGAGUGGUACGAUGUUUUAUCGUUAAGAGAGAACGCGUCGAGGAAAAACCGUGUUUAAAAAUCCGAUCGAAAGUGGUAGAAUGGCCAGACGCGAGUGCGAAGAGUCGAAGGAGAGAAAAAUUCGUGAAAUCCAUAUCCAAGUAUCCGUAGAUAAGUCGUUUUCGAACAUGCUGACACCCACCCAUUAGUAAUUAGUAGAUCUCGUAGAGGAUGACAUAGCUCGUGAAAGUUUAAACGAAGAAACGAAAAUAAAGAAAAAAAAAAAGAAGUAAAAUAUUUAUCAACUACUCUAUCCGAGAAACGUGUCGAGAAGAGGAAGAAACGAAAA
Bombus terrestris (buff-tailed bumblebee) is the source of this 8244-nucleotide messenger RNA. RefSeq names its product protein Skeletor, isoforms B/C. Bases 1291 to 3390 code for a protein of 699 amino acids. The transcript is spliced from 12 exons. NCBI's taxonomy places the organism in Eukaryota, Metazoa, Arthropoda, Insecta, Hymenoptera, Apidae. The record is from RefSeq and is a predicted model, not a curated record.